UUCCUUCCUCCGCCCGCCUCUCUAAUGACCCCGAUCUAAUCGUCAUCUGGUUCCUGGUAUCGCGGCCGACUUUAUCGCCACGGGGAAACCAAUAGCGUUCUACGCGUCCGACGCGGCGAUCGUUCCGAUCUCGAUUCCCGAUUCCUGUCAUCAAUCACGGCAUAUGGCAGUGCAUAGGAAGCGUGGAAACAUUUCUCCUACGAGGUCGUGUUUGUUUACCCGUCGGCUCGUUCCCUCGACGAUCUCCUGGAUUUUCAUUUAACCGACAACUUUACAUUGUCUCUCUCUCUCUCUCUCUCUCUCUCUCUCACAGAGUGCACAGAGAGGAAUAUUCCGCUGGGAUAUACGAGUCCCCGUUUCUUUAUACUUGCACGCUCGUAUCGUUCCGCUCUUUCAGGCAUUGAGACGAAAGUAGGUGAAGGUAUUGUCAUUUAAUUUAGAUGUUUCACGUCCAGUGUAUUCUUGCGCAUUGAAAACGAAGCACAGCAUCGGAGGGGGACACAUUUAAUAGUAUCAAAACAUGGAUAUAGACGAAGUUAUUAAAAAUUUGCGGUCUUGCUUGAUAUCAUGCAAGGGUGGUAUUAAAUUAGAUGAUUUAAAAAAGGAUUAUCAUAUGGUAGCAGGAGAAAUAUUACCCUUUAAAAAAUUCGGAUAUUCCUCUGUCGACGCUUUUGUUCGCGACAUACCAGAUGUUUCAGUGAUUAAGAAAAAUGGAGAACUGUAUGUGGAAGCUGUACCUUCCAAAACAUCAGCACAUCUUACAAAAUUAGUUUCACGACAAAAAGCACGACGAAAAAUUCGACCGCAAAAGAAAUGGACACCAUCUCGGCAUAACAGAGGUGGUAGUUUUCCAUCUAAUGGUUUUCAGUCUGCCAGAAGCAAUCAUGUAAAUUCUUCUAGUUUCACUAAAUCGACACCUGGCAAGAGUAACUUGUAUACAGAUUUUAGCAGACCUAUUCCUCUCAUGGAAACUACAGUACAGUGCCCAUUACCGAUUAACGACAAAGCAAGUUUUACUCCGACUACACCACCAAGUACUCCUAUUAAAAGACUGAAAGACAAAGGGAUGAAUCCUAAUACAGCGACUGUGAACCAAAGUGUUAAUAAUUAUAAGACUAUCGAAGAUUUAAGACGCAAAGUAUUAAAUGACAAUACAGCUUUGCCUGUGAUAAAUCAAAAACCAAAGAUUGUGGAACUGAGACCCCCAAAACCAAGCGAAAGACUCAAAAUUAUUUCUUCUACGACGCCUUCACCACCGAUUGAUAACAAUGGUUGUACAUCUACACCUAUCUCAUCUAAUUUUAAUAUUCCGAAGAUGACACCGCCAUUCAAGAUUCCCGAUGCUCGAAAAGAACUGGAGAUUCAUACCAAUAUGUUAAACUUACCACCACCAAUUUAUAAAAUGUAUUCGAAGAAAGAGAAAAAUUCUACUAAAACUACCAUCUAUGCCAGUGUGAAAGUUGGUAUGCAUACGUUAUAUACAUUUCCGGAAGACGCGACAUCCGAGGAGGAAGCUGAGAAAAUUGCAGCGCGUUUGGCUCUAGUAACUCUCGCUAAGGAAUCAUCGAGCCCCGAAGUGACGACAGCUGAUGAGAAAUUGAUAAAAGAACGCAUUUUGGAUAUCAUAACUCAGCAUCACAGCGGGGUUUUUAUGCAUUUGCUACCCGAAUGUUACAACGAGCAAUAUGGCGAGGCCUUGCCCCAUAAUUGGCAAACAAUUAUUGAGGAAUGCGGCGACAUUAAUCAAGAGAAGGGCGUCGGAGAUUCCACGAUACUUUGCCGAUCUUCCUUGACUCUAAAACGAUCGGAAAGCUCUCCAUCGUCCAAAAAUGUUUCCGAAAAUAUCUUCCUGUUUAACGAGAAGUCCUGUCUACAAUUGAAUCCUAUUGGACCCGCCGUGCCUGAUGUACAACCAGUACCUGAGGCAAAUAUUUGGCAAGUAAUUACCACUUAUGUUGAAAGCACUGUUGAAAUAUGGAUUCGGCUCAGCGAUCAAAAUAACGAAUAUGUGGAUAUGACAAACGAGAUGACGAGGCAUUACAACCAGAUAAAUAAAUCGACAUCAGUGACAUGUGUGAUUGGUGAUUUCUACGCUGUUCUCGAUGAAUAUCAUUGGCGCAGGGUGAAAUGCAUAGAUUUUGAUACUGAAACCGGAAUCGCCACGGUUUUCUUUAUCGACGAGGGAUACGAUGGAGAAUAUAAAUCCGACGUUUUGCAUCCCUUGGAUAAGAAAUUCUGCAAUUUGAAAUCUCAAGCUCUUAGAGUAGGUCUUCAAGGAUUAAAAGAUUUUCGCGACUGCAGCCAGAUAGUGACGGAGAUUGAGAAUUAUCUUUUACCUGACCAAUUGUUUAACGUGAAAGUACAUGGUGUAGAAACCGAUGAAUAUGGCGAAUAUUCAAUAGUAACUUUUUACGAUACUAGUCAUGAUGACAAAGAUAUAGACGUAAAUCAAGUCAUAUUCAACAAAAUUUUGGACGACAUGGCUGUUGCGUUCAAGUUACAUGCAGGGAAAUUAAUUGAAUUAUAUGUUACACACAUAGACAAACAUGGUAAAAUUUAUGCCCAAUUAAACUCAUUUAUCAGAACUGUAUUGAACAGUGAAAAUAUAUCGCCACUAUCUACAAACGAUACAGUAAAAGCGAUUAAUUUUACAAAGACGUAUCUUGUAAAGUAUGGUUCGCAAUGGUAUAGAGCAAAAGUAAUCGAUAUUCCUGAUGAUCGAAAAGUACUAGUAUUUCUGAUUGAUAUCGGUCAGAUCAUCUUAAUACCGAGAGAAUAUCUCUUUCACAUGGACAGUGUCUCGAAGGCCCUACAGUAUAUUCCUCCACAGGCAAUAAACAUUUUUCUCCAUAACAUCGAUCAGUCGAUGUAUAAUGAGAGGCUCGUAACAAGAUUCCGCGAAUUAGUCUCGGACACGGACUUGCUUUUAGCAAAAGUUAUCAGGAUCACCUCAUCCGGAAUUCCAGUGAUGGAAAUUUUCAAGAGAGUCGGUCCAAAUAAUAUGUUGGCUUCGAUAAAUACAUCAUUGAUUUAUGAUGGCGAAUUAUCAAAAAUCGACGAAGAUAAUAAUAACAAUAACAAGUUUAAGAAACGUUUGGAGCGCAAAAAUUCCCGUGCUCCUGAGUCUGUCGGUAAAUUGAAUCCGCCCAUCAUUCCGCCCAUUGGCAGUUAUUUUGACGUUCACGUGACCUUGGUUGCGCAUCCAGGACAUUUCAUCGUGCAACCAUUGGAAAACGUGAACAAAUUAAGAGCAAUGAUGAUUGAAUUACAAAAAUACUGCGAGGCAUACGAUGGUCCAUCAUUGGAAUCUGUCAGCGAAGGCAAGCUGUAUGCAGGAAACUUACGAGGCGAUUGGUAUAGAGUAUACGUUACUAAUAUUAUUAGUGAAAAUGAAAUAUCCGUAUAUUUUUGCGACUAUGGAGAUGUUACAAUAAUAAAGCGUAGUAGUAUGCAACCGUUGCAGAGUAAAUUCUUGGAAUUGGCGUAUCAAGCUGUGAAGGCUAAACUUGUCGGAAUCGAACCGAUAAAUGUUGACUGGUCCGUGACCGAUUGCGUCAAAUUUAAAGAGUUGGUGUUGGACAAGAAUUUUGUCUCGGUAGUCGUCGAGACGAUGUUCGAUGAUCUUUCGCCAGUCAACGGUACCAUGCUGGGUUUACAAUUGAUUGAUGUCAGUCAGGCCGAUAUAGAUAUAUACAUUGAUAGGUUAUUAGUAGAAGAGAAGCGUGCCAAAUAUAUAGAUUCGAAAAUCGAUGAAUCCAAAAGUCUUCCUUCUUAGCUUUAUAUUAUGCUGUUAUAUUAAUUAGCGGCAAAUAUAUCUAUUUUUUUAUGAUUUGUUAUUUUCCGUGACAUGGGAUAUAUAGAUUGCUUAUAUAUGUACGAAUCUGCUGCGAAGAAUAACGCAUGAAUAUGAUUUUACUAUUCUAUUUUUAUUCUAGUUCUAUUUUUUUCUUUUUUAUAAUGUCACGAUAACACACUAGUGUGCACGUGAGCAUUAUAAAAAUAUAACAAAUAUUUAAGUCUUAUUUAAUUAAUAUCGAUUAAUUAAUGUCAACAUUUGCCUCAUAUUUAUUAUGGAUUUUUUUUCAGUAUCAAAAGAUACGGACAGAAUUACACGCACAUAAGAAAGUUUUAAGAAAUGCUUAUUUCAUUACUUGUUUUGUUUCUGCUUAUUUUUGAUUGUAUUUUGCGUGUAUUAUGAUAGUGUUUCUAUCAUUAUUAUUAGUCAUGUUUUUGUUGUAAUAGGCAAAGAUGUAAUUAUUGUUGAAGUUGUAACAAAAUGCAGUUUAUUUACACAGGUCGUUUUAUUAUAACUUUGUUGUAUUUUUGAAAAUGUUAACUCAUCUCAAGUAUUCUUUA
Pogonomyrmex barbatus (red harvester ant) is the source of this 4356-nucleotide messenger RNA. It is a transcript of the gene tapas, whose product is annotated as tudor domain-containing protein 7 tapas. Lineage: Eukaryota; Metazoa; Arthropoda; Insecta; Hymenoptera; Formicidae. The record is from RefSeq and is a predicted model, not a curated record.